Molecule: messenger RNA, 1248 nt
Organism: Cucumis melo (muskmelon)
Lineage: Eukaryota; Viridiplantae; Streptophyta; Magnoliopsida; Cucurbitales; Cucurbitaceae
Product: oleosin Ara h 10.0102-like
Exons: 1
Coding region: 56-604 (182 amino acids)
Biological process (GO): lipid storage; response to freezing; seed oilbody biogenesis
Cellular component (GO): membrane; monolayer-surrounded lipid storage body
Source: RefSeq, a predicted model, not a curated record
UUUCCCCUUCUCCUCUCUCAACCCCGACCACCGCUUUCCGCCGUACUCCUCCAACAUGGGUGAUCGAUCACCGCCUCGCCAAGUCCAAGUCCACCCCCAACAACGCUCUUACCUCCAAGACCCCACUUGGAAACUAUCGGGUGGCGGCCGCCAUGUUGACCACCACCAACAUCAAGGCAGCGGCGGCGGCCCUUCCGCUUCCAAAAUCAUUGCCGUCGUCACCCUCGUCCCCAUUGGUGGCACUCUCCUCGGCCUCUCUGGCCUCACGCUAGCCGCCACGCUCUUCGGUCUCGCCGUGUCGACCCCUGUGUUCCUUCUCUUCAGCCCAGUGAUCGUACCGGCUGCUGUAGCAAUAUGCCUUGCAAUCGCUGCAUUCUUGACGUCGGGAGUGUUCGGGCUCACGGCGUUGUCGUCGCUAUCGUGGGUAUAUCGGUACAUCAGACGGGCGACCGGGACAGUGCCGGAGCAAAUGGAUAUGGCAAAGAGGAGGAUGCAGGACAUGGCAGGGUAUGUGGGACAAAAAACUAAAGAAGUUGGACAAGAAAUUCAAAGUAGAGCACAAGAUCAAGGAAGGAGAUCAGGCACAACGGAACAAAGAACUUAAUUAAUUAAAAAAAAAUGUGUUGAUGAUGCAUGUGUUUGUUUCUUUUCUCCCCUGUUUUGUGUGUUAUUUUUUUUUUUUUUUUUUUUUUUUUUUUCCUUUUUCUCUCUAUUGUCUUGUUAAAUAAAAAAUGGUUUAAUGCAUGGAUGUAAAUUUUCUUUUGGGUUGUUGUGUAUUUAAUAUAUGAAAGUUUGUUUUCCUUCGAACAAUUUCUUUUGGGUGUAUGUUGUGUAGUUUUUUUUAUUGAAGUAUGGAAGGAGGAGCUGAAGAUCUUUUGUCCCACAUCGACUAAAUGAUGAUUAGACUAUCCUUUAAAAUUGGCAUACGGAUGUUAUGGUAUCGCCGAGCUCGGUAGUGUGAGCUUGUAACUCGAACGGGGGCAUUAAUGUGGUUGGAGGUUGGCCCAGCUUGCAGAGUAGGGUUCUAUCGGGAUAGUUUACGGCCUGCCCAUUCCAAGUAGAGAGUUGGGCCUUGGGCUUCGAGCGAAGGCUUGGAGUUCAUCGCCACUAGAGAUGGAGGAAACCGCGUGAGGCUGGUUUCACAGAGCAGCGUCACCUCCCGCUCUUGUCGGUGGAAGGAUAACAGGUCGUUUCUUGGUGGCCCGUCAGAUGCUCUGUGGGUAGUUCUCAGCCCAACAACCACUUUUU